This is a messenger RNA of Rhea pennata, 2685 nucleotides long. It is a transcript of the gene C1R, whose product is annotated as complement C1r. The record is from RefSeq and is a predicted model, not a curated record. Gene Ontology annotation, molecular function: calcium ion binding; serine-type endopeptidase activity. Gene Ontology annotation, biological process: zymogen activation; complement activation. NCBI's taxonomy places the organism in Eukaryota, Metazoa, Chordata, Aves, Rheiformes, Rheidae. The coding region runs from base 64 to 2202 and encodes 712 amino acids. Gene Ontology annotation, cellular component: blood microparticle; extracellular region. The transcript is spliced from 11 exons.
UGGAGCUGCGGCUGGGAAAGCAGGAAGGAAAGGGAGAGGUGCGUGGGCAACGUGGACGAGCACAUGGACAUGUACCUUCUUUUUUUUCUGGCAUCCUCCCUCUUUUUUGGAGUGAUCAGUUCCAGUCCAGUCCCAAGAAAGCUUUUUGGGGAGAUUAGAUCCCCUAAUUUUCCCAGGCCAUACCCCAACAACAACAUCAGCAACUGGGAUAUCCUCGUUCCAAAAGGCUUUGUGGUGAAGCUGACCUUCAGACAUUUUGACCUGGAGCCAUCCGAGUCUUGCUUCUAUGACUAUGUUAAGAUCACAGCAGACAAGAAGAACCUAGGCCGAUACUGUGGCCAGCUUGGGUCAACCACAGGCAAUCACCCUGGAAUAAGGGAGUUUGUAUCUAAGGGGAACAGGAUGCAUCUGGCAUUUCACUCUGAUUUCUCCAAUGAAGACCAUGGCACAGUCAUUCCCUACAAGGGCUUCCUGGCCUAUUACCAAGCUGUGGAUAUAGAUGAGUGUGCCUCUAACAAUGCUGCUGGGGAAGAUGAGAGACCUGUGUGCCAGCAUUUCUGCCACAACUAUGUGUCUGGCUACUUCUGUUCUUGCCGGCCUGGCUAUCAGCUUCAGAGUGAUCAGCACUCUUGCAAAGUGGAGUGCAGCAGUGAGUUGUUCACAGAGGCAUCUGGGUACCUGAGCAGCCCUGAGUACCCCCAGCCCUAUCCUGAGGACCUCCAGUGCAACUACAGCAUCCGUCUGGAGAAAGGCUUGUCUAUCAUUCUCAAGUUCUUGGAACCCUUUGAGAUUGAUGACCACCAGCAAGUCCACUGUCCUUAUGACCAGCUCAAGAUCCAAGCACAAGGGAAAGAGAUUGGUGAAUUCUGUGGCAAGGCGUCACCCGGCAGCAUUGAAACCAACAGCAAUGAGGUGGAUAUACUCUUCCUCACUGAUGAGUCAGGGUUCAGCCGUGGCUGGAAGAUCCACUACACCUCAGAGAAAAUCCGGUGCCCACAGCCUGUGCCAGGGGAUCAGUUUACCAUCAUCAGAGACCUGCAGCCUGUGUAUCAAUUUCAGGACUAUUUCAUUGUCAGCUGCAAGACUGGAUAUAACCUGAUGAAGGGCAACCAGAAGCUGCGGUCUUUCACUGCUGUCUGCCAGGCUGAUGGAACAUGGCAUCAAUCAAUGCCUCGCUGUGAGAUUGUUAACUGUGGCAACCCUACAGAACUGGCCAAUGGAGCAUUUCGUUAUAUUAACAAACCGGCAAGCAACAGCUACCAGUCAGUGAUCACGUAUCAGUGCAAUGCGCCAUACUACCACAUUGUCACCAGAAAAGGAGGUGAAAGAUUCACCUGCUCUCCUGAGGGAACUUGGGUGGAUCAAGAUGGCCAGGGGAAGAUUCCUAUCUGUUUGCCAGUGUGUGGAAAGCCAGUCAAACCUGUUACUGAAGUCCAGCGGAUCUUGGGCGGCAGGUCAGCAAAGAAUGGCAACUUCCCUUGGCAGGCUCUGACUGGCAUACAUGGACGUGGAGGUGGUGCACUCCUAGGCAAUCGGUGGAUCUUGACCGCGGCCCAUACUAUCUUCCCCAAAGGUGCAGGACUGAGCAAUAAAAGCCUGGACGAAGUAGCAGAGAAGGCUAACAUUUUCCUUGGCCACACUCAGGUAGAAGAGCUCCACAAGAUGGGUAACCACCCUGUACACAGGAUCUUUAUCCAUCCAGAUUACAACCCGGAAGAUGAGUACAACUUCAAUGGAGACAUUGCACUGCUGGAGCUGAAAUACCCAGUAACCCUGGGCCCUACCAUUCUGCCCAUCUGUCUUCCAGAUGCUACCAACACAACGUUCUAUUUGGAUGGGCAUGUGGGCUAUGUAAGUGGCUUUGGUGUUGAAAAAAAUUUUAUUUCAAAUCAUUUGAAGUAUGUAAACCUGCCAGCAGUUGCUCGGGAGAGGUGUCAGAGAUGGCUAAAUAGUUUGAACAGAGAGAUACCUAUGGUUUUCUCUGAGAACAUGUUCUGUGCUGGCUCCCUCAUAGACAAAAAGGAUACCUGCCAGGGGGACAGUGGGAGUGUCUUCACAGUUCUAGAUACAGAGAGUGGUCGCUGGGUGGCUACAGGUAUUGUUUCUUGGGGUAUUGGCUGUGCCCAAGGUUAUGGUUUCUAUACCAAGGUCCUCAACUACUUGGACUGGAUCAAAGGGAUAAUAAGGGAGGACAGGCUCUGAAUGCUGCUGUCCUUACAGCCGAAGAAUCCCUGAUAGCGUAGGUUCCCAGACUCAGCAAGUCCUGUCUGACGCUCAUGAUGAUGUCACAAAGGCUUUUCGGGCACACGGAGCGUGUUGGCCUCAUCGUGAAGGCUUCUGGAGGCCACCGCAUUGUUUAAUUCUUGGUGGCAUCAUCAAAACUCGCCAAAGCUGCUGUCCCAUUGGCUGAAGCCUUUGGGGACAUUCUAAUUAUUUCAGAUGCAAUCUAACUAUAGGAUGUAGCGUUACCACUAUCGGCAAAUUUCGUUACAUCCAAGAUGCUAUUGUCUGAAUAGCAUAUUGUCUGAUAUCAUAAGGCUACUGCAGUCUACUUCGCUGUGGCAUGGGAAGCCUGCAGCACAGCAGACCUUCUUGAAGGAUGUAGUACUUUGCGCUGAGUACAGUCUGCAUAUGCCUGUUGGCAUCAGUGAGAUUCUAUCAAUAUUAAAAUCAUUGCUAUAGUGA